Apis cerana (Asiatic honeybee) is the source of this 7933-nucleotide messenger RNA. RefSeq names its product zinc finger protein 16. NCBI's taxonomy places the organism in Eukaryota, Metazoa, Arthropoda, Insecta, Hymenoptera, Apidae. The record is from RefSeq and is a predicted model, not a curated record.
UCUAAAUGUACAAGUUACAAAUAUGAGUUAAACAUUAAGUAAUGAUAAUUUUGGUGGAAAUUUAUAUAUAUAUAAUAUUUAUUGCGUGAUUUAUUAUCUGUUAUGAACAAAUGCUAUAGAAAAUGUAAAAAGUUUUGCGCAGAUUUCUUAUCUAUAGUUAGCUAUUCCCCAAAGUCACAUCUAUCGGCCAUUUUGUUAAAUUUAUUUCUAAACGUAUCCCCUCCAAAUUGAAAACAACCGAAGGUUGACGCUGUUCUCGAUCUCGAUAAAGUAUUUUUGGUUAGGUUAAUAGCUGUAUAGAGGAUAUUUAACAUGAUUUCAGUGAUCAAAUAAUUUUAUGUUAUAACAAAAUGGAUGUUGCUGGAGAUUUGACAUUACAAUGGGUGGAGGAGGUGGGAAAUGUCAUUCACGAAGAAGUAAUAUAUGGUUUAGAGGCACAGCUUGUUGGAGCAGAAGAAGAAGUAAUAGGGGCUUGCGAAGAAGUUGCAAUAGAGGAAACAGUAGAAUCAGUUCCCAAUGUAACUUCUACGACAGAAUCAGAAAUAUUAAUGGUACCACAAUCGAACGAUAUGGAAUCUAUUUAUAUAGUUCCACAAGAUCAAGGUCAUGACUAUCUCAAUAUACAGGUUACAGAGGAAGUAAUUGCAGAUAAUUGGGAUAGAUCUGGUCCUGAAGAUGGGGUUGAAAUACCUGAAACAAAAGUGUCCCAUGAAAAUCUGCUUGAAUAUGAUGACAUGGAAAUACCAUUGCCAAUUGAUCAAGAUUCUUAUACAAAUAGUAGACCUUAUCCAUGUGACUUUUGUAGCAGAAGGUUUAGAAAAAAAGCAAAUUUAAUGAAUCAUAUGGUAGCACAUCAGACAGAUCGUCCUCAUGGUUGUAAUUUAUGUGGAGCACGUUAUGCAAGAAAAUGUGAUCUUAUGAAUCAUUUAAAGAUUCAUGCAUAUGCACCAUCUAGAGAUGGUUUAGAGGAUGAUUUAAAUGAUGAUGAUUCAUUAAUACCAGAAGAAGAAGAAACUACUAAAGGUAGACGUAAAAAAGUUCAAUCAAGUGUACCUAGAAAACGUAAAAAUAACUCUGCUAUUUCUAAACGCAAUAUGGAAGAUAGUAAAAUGGAAAUGGGCAAAUAUGUCAAUAAAUCUUAUGAUUAUGUUGACGAGGAUAUGCGCCUUUUGGAAGAAAUGACUAGUAGAAAUUCUGCGCGCAGUGGUAACUAUGCUUCAAGCUCAAGAUGGACUGAACAAAUGUCACCUGUAUCAACUGAACCUCAAGCACCACGUUGGCCUAUAACUGAUCCAACAAAACCAUAUGUGUGUCAAUAUUGUGGUGUUGGUUUUGCAAGAGAAAAAGCACUUGCAUCUCAUGCACGUAUACAUGGUGGUGAUAGUCCAUUUGAAUGUACAUCAUGUGGUGACAUGUUUUGGGAUGUUAAUAGUUUAAGAGAACAUGUUCGUGUCAAACAUGGUGGUACAGUACAAUCUGAUACAGAAGAAUAUGAUAACGAUGCUACAUAUACAGGAGAUGAAAGAUUUGGAGAAUUCUAUUGCAAUACUUGUGGUGUUCCUUUUCACCGUUUGGACUUACUUAAACGUCAUCAAAAGAUUCAUGUUAAACAAGAAACUGAUAUGGUAGAAGGUCCAAGUCAACAUCAUGUUUGCAAUGUUUGUGGUGAAUGGUUUGAAGAAGCUUUAGCAUUAUUAGCACAUGCUGAACUUCAUGCUAGAUCACCCAGUCGCCGAUGUUUAUUAUGUGGUGAAAGAUGUCGUGAUGAUGCUGAAGUUGCUGAACAUGUUCGGCAAAAUCAUGCUGAAGAUGCUCCACCAAAUACAUGCACUCUUUGUGGAAAAACAUGUAAAGACAAACGCAGUUUAUUAAAGCAUUCAUGGGUUCAUAAUGUUGAUAAAACUUUUGGAUGUACAAAAUGUGGUAAACGUUUUCAUAGCAAAGCUAGAUUACGAAGACACAUGGUAUCACAUCGCAAUAAAAUGGUAGCUUGUGAUGAAUGUGGAGAAGAAUUUCCUAAUGGUAGAGCUCUUGUUAGUCAUCGUCAUUCACAUAAUAAAGAUUUAGGUGGUCGUUCUUUUCCAUGUCGAGAAUGUGGUAAAACAUUCGGAAGUCGUAGUUCACAACAAAUUCAUAUUCGUAUUCACACUGGAGAAAGGCCAUAUGGUUGUAGAUUUUGUUGGAAAGCAUUUGCUGAUGGCGGUACUUUAAGAAAACAUGAACGUAUUCAUACAGGAGAAAAACCAUAUGGAUGUGCAAUUUGUCCACGUGCUUUUAAUCAAAGAGUUGUUCUUAGAGAACAUGUUCGAGCUCAUCAUUCAGGUUCUGAUCCAGGACGUGUAGGUAGUCUUACUCCAUAUUUAUGUAAAGUAUGUGGUGAUACAUAUGCAACAUCAGAAGAAAUAGUUGCUCAUAUUGUGCAACAUUGUGAUGAUAAUACUGCAUUAAAACGUCAACCGCAAACAGGACCACGAAAAUACAAAAGAAGACGUAAAUUAAAACCCCAUGAAACCAGCACAAUGUUGCGUAUGACUGAGCAAUAUGAUAUGAUAGAAGGAGCUUCUGAUUCAGACGACAAUACUAAAAGAAAACUUGGAAGAAAAAAUAAACAACAUCGGUCGAAUGUUGAAGAAGGAUAUCAAAACGUUCUUAAGAGCUUUGAAAGUUCUUUACAAAAUAUAAAUUCAAUUGUUAGUAAUUCGAAAUUAAAUCCUGGAAAAUCCAAACUUUCUAAGAAGAAGCUUAGAAAAGAAGAAAAAAAGAAUGAAGCUGAAGCUUCGUGUCAACCUGGUAGACCAAAAAUGAUUCACACCCAAAAAACAAGAGUGCCUGUUGAAAUUGGUAGUGAUGGAGUAAAGAAAGGACAGAAAACGAAAACGAUGGUAACAAGGACUCCUAAAAUGAUGCCACAAGAACAUAAACUAGGUAUUUUUCCUGGUGGAGAAAGAAAUAGACCAAGAACAAAAAACGUUAGUUAUCAUAUUGAAGGGAAACUUCAACCAACACCUGCAACAUUCCCAAAACCAAAAGAAGAACCUCCAACAUCUUUAACACCAGCACAUCGUCAAUCACCAUUAACUAAUAUAAAAAUAGAACCUAAUUUACAAAAAACGCCGAAUAACAAUCACAGAAAUAAUAAUGGUAAUAUUCUUGCUAUUAAUAAUGAAAAAAUGGAAUCAACACCUAGAAAAAGAUCAGGUGUUUUGAAAAAAAUUAAAAAACAGAAAGAUGAAAUUAAACAAGAACCAAUGGAUAUUGAUCAUGAAGAAAUACAAAAUAAUAAUAAUACAGAAAAUACAGAUUCGGCGAGAUUAAUGGAUCAUACAGUAGAUGGAAGUAACUUAGAAGUUGCAUUUGAAGCAAGUGUUACAACCGAAGAAGAAAAUAUACUUCCCGAUGUAGGUGAAGUAAAUAAUACCGAAGAUGUAGGAACUGGGAAUGUAAAACUUAGUGUAAAAGUUGAAUCGACAUCUCAACGAAUGUUGGCUGUUCAUACCGUUAUAGCACCUGUAGAUGAUAUUCCAGAAACUAUAGUACCAGAUGCUGUAGAAUAUACUUGCGAAAUGUGUUCCGCAGUAUUUUCCAGUCGAGCAGAAUUAUUGGUCCAUGUUCCAAUACACAUUUGAUUUAAUUUGUUUAAUGAAAUUAAAGGAGGUAUGCAUAUUUGUUCAAUUUUAAAAAAUAUUUGUUUAAUUAAGCAAUAUUUUAACAUGGUCAAUGAAAGUUUAUCUGUUUAUUUGAAUUGACAUUAUGUUAUUAUGCCAAAUUGUCCUCUACUCGUUGCUCUAUGAAGUGUACCAGAUUUUUGUGUUUAACAUAUAUUUUAAAAGUUGAUGCUGUCUUUAGUUUAUUAUAUCAUUCUAAGGUAUAUAGAAAUUUUCAAACAUAUUCGUUUUCGUUUAUCAUUAUUAUUAUAUCCUUUUUAUACUAUUCGUGUUUCUCUUAAACUAAAAAAUAGUACUAUUUGGCUCAAAAUUCAUAUUGAAUCAUGAUACAAUGAGUAAUGUUACAAAUAUUUUAUAUGUUUACAAUUUAUGAAGUCAGUUACUUUGGUCAAAGAAUUGAAAUCUUAGACCAUUUUUUUGCCAUCCACAAUUUUAUACUAAAAUUUAACAAAAAAUGAAAUAAUGGCACGUUGUGUACAUAAAAUACUAAGAUAUUCUAAAUAUUAAUGCGAGUGUGUUCUAUAAUAUUACUCGUUUAUAUAAAUUAAAUUUACUCUGUACGUUUGCUUUUAGCUUCUAAGUAAUUAGAUAUAUGAUAGCCAAUGCAUUGAAGUACUAUGAUAAACAAUUUAUAUUAUUAAUCCAGAUUGUUUUUCCUAUAUUUUUUACUUAUAACAAUAUUUACAAAAAUCAACAUAACACAUUUGAAAAAUAGAUAUUGAUCGAUUUAUAAUUAAAAAAAAAAUUAAACUUUUAAAUUUGCCUUAAAUCAAAUAAUUGUAAAGUAGUAAUAAUACACAUUGCACAGGUUGCAUAGGAAACAUUUAUAAAAAUUAAUUUCGUAUUUUGGAGCAUUUUGUGAUACAAGGAACACGAAUGCAUUGUUAUUGUUACAAUAGUAUUCAUAAUAUAAUAAAAUAUGCUUAUUAUUAUAGUAUACUUCGUUUGCACUAACAUAUCUCAAUAGUUUUUAUAAAAUUUGGUAUUAUAUUUGAUUGUAUGAAAUAUGUGUAGAAUUUUAUGAGAAAUGAAACAUUAAAACUUAAAUUAUGAAUUUCAAAAUUAUUUUAUUUUAAACAUUAGUAAAUUAUGCACAAUCAGAUCUGAUUUUAAUUUUAAAAAAAUGAUCUUCAAAACAUAUCUUUGUUUAUUUAUAUUACAUGUUGAAAAUACAUGUUUCAUUGGAUGUAAUAUAUCCAUCAUUGUAUAUUACUUAUAACUGAUGAGUGCUAUUGUAGUAUUACAUCAAAAAAUAUUAUGAAGUAAAGAGCAGAAUUAUAUUUUAUUUUAGAUAAUAUAAAUUCAUGUAUUACAUAGGCUCAUAAAAGUUUAAUGUUACAGAGUAAAAAUUUAAGUAUUAAAUAUACUGUAUAUACUUUCAUACAAAUAUUUUAGAUAUAUUGACAAGUUUUUUUAUCUUUGCAUCUUUAUUUCAUAACAAUAAAUAAUUACAAAUAUUAAACAUCAUUUCUAUUUACUAGUAAAAGAUUUCAUAAUUUUAUUUAUUUUCAAAAAAAAUAUUUGAAUUAAUUUUUAUCAUAUUUAUUUCUUAUCUCUUCAUUUAAAUAUUGCAAAUAUAAUUUUUACUAAUAAGAACAUUAUAAAUUCCAUUAUAAAAAUUACAUUAAAUUAGAUUUAAAAUUAUUUUAUAUAAAAUGUUGAUGUUUACUAAAUUUCAUGUUAAAAAUAUUAAAGUUUUUUUUAUUACUUUGCUGAUAUUCUAUAUCUUACAAAUUAAUAUUUAAUAUUAUGUUAAAUUAUAAUAAAAGAACUAAUUAAUGUUUCAAAUUGUUUAAAAUUUUCAAAAUCAUUUAAUUGAAUAUUAUUAUUAAUUUUAAAAUUACUUAAAAUAUAGUUAUACUUUUUUUUGUAUAAUGUAAUGCAUUAAUUUUAUUAUAAUUUUAUUAUAUUUAACAUAAAAUAUUGUAAUACCUUUAUAGUAUUUUUCUUAUCUUUGAGGAGAUGUGUGUAUAUAUUCCAAAGUUAAAUUAGUAGUAUUUCAAUGGCAUUAUAUAUGAGGCAAUCAAUCAAAAACAGUAUGUGCUCUAUUUUUAUAAGUAAGAAAUAUUUUGAAUAUAUAUAAUGAAGAAUAUAAUGAAAAUUCUGGUACUAUUUGUAACAUUUUGCAAGAAAUAUGUGUGUGUGUGUGUGUGUGUAUGUAUAUAUAUAUAUAUAUAUAUUAUACAUACAUACAUACAUAUAUACAUACAUAUAUAUAUAUAUAUAUAUAUUGUUAUUAUUUAAUAUUCUUAUGUUUCUCUAGGAAUGGCACACAAUGCCCAUUAUUCAUUUGUUUCUAUAUUUUUAUAAAUAGAUAUAUUUACUUAAAUUACACUAAAAAAAUUUCAUAAAAUAAAAAAUAUUGGUAAUCUAAUUUAAAAAUAAGAAAAAUAUUUUUGGAGAAGCAUCAAAAAAGAUAUAUUCAAAUAAUACAAAUUAAGUUUAAUAAUUCUUAGGACAGCAUCAUAUUUUGUAUGUUGUAUACAAAAUACAUACAUAAUGAUUUAUUUCUUUAGUAAUAUACAUAUAUAUAAUGUAUUUAUACUACAAUGCUAAAGAAAUAUUUAAAAUUAUACUGAUUUAAAAUUAUUUAAAUUAACAGAAUACAAGUCAGAGUUUGUAUAGUCUCAAAAUUAAUAUAAGAUAUUUAGAAACAGAAAAAUUUAUAUAUGACCAAUGUAAAGUUAUAACUUUUGGAUAAGAAAUAUGUAAAUAUAUAUUUACAUAAGAAAUAUCAGAAACUAACAAAAAUUGGUAUAUUAUGUAUAAAUUUUUAUUUCAAUGUUACACACAUUUACAUUCCUGUUUAACAGUAGCUUUAAUAUUAUUUAAGCGUAUCUUAAAAAAUGUGAAAAUUUAUUUAAUUAACGCGUGCAUAGAGCAGCUAGUGCAGGUGGCAAUAAUUGCAAAAAUGCAAAUUGGACGAAAUUUAGGAACAAAAUGUUUAAAAAGAAGUACAGACAAGACACGUACACAAAUUUUUCGUUUUUUUCAACUACAAGAAGAUUGAUUGCAUGUAAGUAUCCGUGGCUUCUUUCUAAUGAUAAUUAAUCUAAAAUAAUUAGUGUAGCAUAUGAUACUAUGUUGCAUGAUAACGUUUUAAACAGUUACUAAAGAAUUCUUAUAUGUAUUACUUCAGUUAUAAACUAAGUAAGCUCUAAGAAUAUGUAUAGAUUUAUAAGCUCUAAAUUAGCAUUUUCUCGAUAGAAUUGUUUGUAUCUAGCAGGGAUAAAAUAGCUAAGAAAAAAAAGUGUACAUACUAUUAUCUUGGAUAUGGUAUGGUGAUUUAUUGUUAAUCGUAGAUAUAUAUUUUUUUUUUAAUAAAAACCGCGUUAACAAUUAUAAAGGUACAGUUAAUUACGUCCGCACAAAGUCACGGAUAAUUCGAAGUACAUAUAAUAACGAUGUGUGUACAAUUGUAAAUAUGUAUUCAUUUGUAUACUUUAAAAAUUGUGUCAUUUCUAUCUCAUGAUAAAUUUUAGAAAAGAAUAUAGAUUAUAAUUAUAAAUAUAAUCAGUUUGUUGAGUUAACUAUUAAACUUGAUACUUUUAUUUUUAGUUUGAAUGAAAAUUUAUGUAAGGUAUAUAAAUUCAUGCGGUUAAAAAAUUAUGUAAAUGAAUGGUAGUUUUCAUAUAAUUCAAUAUUAUAUUGUAUAAAGUCUUGAAACUUUAUAUUAUGAAAAUCAUAAUAGUAUAAUAUAAUAACGUUUUCACCAUUCAUAAAAAUAUGUAUAUUAUCUAUGUUUAUGCAGGUAAAUAAUUUAAGAUACUGUAUCUUUGAUUAGGGAAUAAAAUCACAAACAUUAUAAAUUUCUUUCUCAAAUCCCAUACAUAUAACAGAGAUUAUGAUUAAAAAUGCUCCAAUAAUACUAGUUGAUGUAGGUUGAUCUCCAAAAAAAUAUAUUUGUACAAUAUAAGCCAAAAUAAUAUCUAAAGAUCUAGUCACUGAUACUUUUCCAGCACCUUCUAUUUUUAAUGCAUUAGUCACUAAAAUUUGACCUGAUAAUCCAGUUAGUGCUAUUAACAAUAUUUUACUCCAAGUAAUCCAAUCAUGUGAAAAUUUUGAUUUUUGUUCUUGAUUAUCUGAUACAAGAAAGAAAAAAAAUACUGCAGUAACAAGUGACCACCAAGAUAGAUUAAAGAUAAUUGCUGAGUAAUGAAUUUCUGAACAUUUUCUCAUAAUUACUAUAUUAAGAGCUGUAAAAAGAGUUGCUAAAAUAGCACACACAUAUCCCAUCACAUUAUAUGAUUCAGCUCUAUGUAUCUAAA